CACAUGACAGAUAUCCCAGGAUGUGGGGGAGGAGGCUGGACACUAGUGAUGAAGCUCGAUGGAAAUAAGAAUACAUUCAUUUAUGAUUCUAAACUGUGGACGAGCAAGGAGACAUACGCGAUACAAGAUGGUUUGGAAGGACUGGCAAAGAAAGAAAGCAAGUUAGAUUCUUACUGGAAAACACCGUUCACAAAGGUUUGCCUCGGCAUGUCGUAUAACGGAAACAGAAAAUGGAUGAGCUUCGACUACACCGCCAAUUCGCUGUACAGUGCGAUAGCUGACGGCACAUUUAGGGCAACUACCGCUGGCAGAGCAGCAUGGAAAUCGCUGGUCAGGGACUCGUCACUACAAAGGAACUGCAACAAGGAAGGGUUUAAUGUCUUUUCGAGAAUGCGAAUUGGAUUAUUUGCCAAUCAAGAAAACGAUUGUUACUCGUGCGACUCUUGGAUUGGUUUUGGAACACAGUACAGUGGAAAGACUUGUGCUAAUUAUGCUUACCACCACUCUCCUGAUAACGGAAACAAAGACCUAGUGACAUUCGGAUACAUUCUUGUUUAUUAAUAACCUUCAAAAGGAAGCCUUACACUAAAGAUCUAAGACUAAGUUCAGAUAUGAUAUAUUAUAGUUAUACGUAGCUUCGUAUAAAUUCUUGACACAUGCCUGAAGGAUGUGUGAGGAACUCCUGCGUGCCGCGCACGUGCCAGUCUUCAAUAUAAAGCUUCUGAACAUAAACAAUACAGCUCGUACGCAUUUAACUUAGAUGUC
This is a messenger RNA of Dendronephthya gigantea, 765 nucleotides long. RefSeq lists its product as uncharacterized. NCBI's taxonomy places the organism in Eukaryota, Metazoa, Cnidaria, Anthozoa, Malacalcyonacea, Nephtheidae. The coding region runs from base 4 to 561 and encodes 185 amino acids. The record is from RefSeq and is a predicted model, not a curated record. The transcript has 2 exons.